UCAAGGAUGUCCGCAUCAGCUCCCCAUAUCUGUGAUGUCCGAUGCGAACGAGAAAUCGCCUGCCAAAGCUAUAACUACAACAGGAAGGAGAAGAUCUGCGAAUUGAACAACCGCACCAAAGAGGCCAGGUCUGGACGUUUACGCUUAGAUCCUGCUUGGUUCUAUAUUAAGCGUUUGAACGAAAGAGCCUGCAACUUUGACUUUGAAGAUGGAAUCGGCGGAUGGGAAACGACAGGCACAGCUUUCAUUUACCAGCCAACAUUUGGUGACAAUCCCAUCGCACGAGGUAGAGAAAGCGCCAAGCUGCAAGGGGACUGGUGGGUAGGUGGAGCUGAGAAUCGGCCCAGGAAAGGUUCUCCUCCAGGAGGACAACACCCAGACGGAAGCGACCCACCUCGGGGAACUCUGACUUCUCCUUGUUUCCGUAUCGUUGGCAAAAAUAUCUCGUUUCUCAUUGGUGGGGGCUGUAACGUAAGCGUUAUUCGGGUGGAGCUUAUUGUCAACAACCAGACCGUCAGAAAAGAGACAGGCAACUGUGAGGAGACAAUGCACCGCAAGAGCUGGCACGUGGAAGAAUAUAUUGGUCAAAUAGCUCGCGUCAGACUAUUGGACGAGACGGCUUGUUGUUGGGGCCACAUCAACUUUGAUGACCUUAAAGGAGAUAUUAUUUGUCCGCAUGAUUUAGACAAAGAAAAGUGUGAAGAGGUAGAAAGAGCAUGAAGGAUCAUCGGCUCUUAAAACCUAACUUCCCUCUGGUUGUUCUCCAACGUUUCUGUAGCAAAUCCUUUCCAAAUAAACCAUGGAGAUUCGAAUCUAUUUAAUGACGUCACAAUUGACUGCGGGGAGCUCAGGGACCGCGUACCUGUAAGAUCAAUUGUGACGAUGUUCAUUUUUCGUCGAGCUCCAGUUGAAAGUUAUAACAGCG
This is a messenger RNA of Stylophora pistillata, 925 nucleotides long. RefSeq lists its product as uncharacterized. NCBI's taxonomy places the organism in Eukaryota, Metazoa, Cnidaria, Anthozoa, Scleractinia, Pocilloporidae. The record is from RefSeq and is a predicted model, not a curated record.